Messenger RNA from Lachancea meyersii CBS 8951, 912 nucleotides. Lineage: Eukaryota; Fungi; Ascomycota; Saccharomycetes; Saccharomycetales; Saccharomycetaceae. The record is from the annotation of a GenBank genome assembly.
AUGGGCGUGGUGGUUCAUUUGUGGGGUCUGGAUGGUAAGCCAAGCAUCAUUUCACCGGAGAGCGUAGCUUUGUUCUGGUUGUUGAACGACAUUAAAACGAAUUCAGAAAUAACAGUUGUGUUCUCUAACAACACUGAUUUGUCACCUAAUCAAGAACUUCCGAUACUUAUAAAUGGUUCCAAAACAAUAUGUGGGUUUUCGAGCAUUGUUUCAACUCUGUGUCCUUCUAACUCGGCACUGGAAAGUGCAUUGCUGCAAUUUGCUCAGGACCAAAUUGGAGCUCUAACGCAGUACCAGCUGUACCUGAAUAGGAACAAUUACGAUGGUUUCACCCGAAAGAUAUUUGCGUGUCUUUUAGAAUGGCCUCUGUGGUACAAUACACCUUUGAAAAACAGGAGUCUUGCUCGCCAGCGCUGCGAGACGCUUGGAUACUUCUCGCAUCCCGAUGACCAGGACCAUGUGGAUUUCAACGUAGACCAGGUGGACGACCUGGUGCAGUCAAAGGCAUACAAACUCACCAAGGCUUCGAAAGCACGCAAGGAGGAGUUGCUCAAAUCUGCGCGCUUCAAUUUACAAUUCAUGAAUCGUUUGAGCGACCAGCUUCAGAGCUGGCUGGAGGCUCGCGACAAACUAGAGGCUCGCGACCAAGUAGAGCCCCGCGAUCAACUCUUGGCCGCAGACUACUUAGUGUGGGCAAAUCUAUUCAUACAGCUGGAGCUUCCGGACGGCGAACUGGUGCGCGAGCAUCUAAACAGGACUCUAGGAAAAGAGCGGUUUCAAGAGGUCGUCGAGCGCUGUAAGAAACUGUCAGAAGCCGGUUCGCAGCUAGAACAACGAGAACCCUCAUUCACCGAGCGCGGAAACGCCGCGAUGAGUGUGUACUACGCUCUGAGGAGAAUGGUGGCCUUGUAG